AUGGCGGAGCCGUUGCGGUUGAGUGGAAUUUAUUGGUGUGUGAGUGCCGUCAUGAUUUUGAACAAGCCCAACGCAUUAAGUCGUGAAGCGAUUAUUGAAUAUAUUCGAGAAUGUCAACGACCUGAUGGCGGUUUCGCACCAGCUACCCAUCAUGACAGCCAUCUUCUCCAUACGUUGAGUGCAGUGCAGAUACUUAUGAUGUAUGAAGCACUGGAUAGCUUUGACUUGGAUAUGAUCGCUGAUUAUGUACGAAAAUUACAAAAUGAAGACGGUAGCUUUGGUGGCGAUGUAUCAAAUGAAGUAGACACGAGAUUUUCGUUCUGCGCCGUUGCCACCCUUUAUCUUAUUGACAGGCUUCAUGUAAUUGAUGUGGAGAAAGCGAUUAAAUACGUGCUUAGAUGUUAUAAUUUUGAUGGUGGUUUCGGGACAAGACCUGGUUCAGAAAGCCAUUCUGGACAGGUGUAUUGUUGUCUUGGAACCCUGUGUAUUACCAGGAGGCUUGAUUCAAUUGACAGGGACCGGACAGCAGAGUGGCUGGCACAACGCCAGUGUGCUAGCGGAGCUAUUGCAACUAUUCUUCAGGGAGCGUUGAUGAAAUUCAUCUACGCAUGUCAGGACGAUGAGACGGGCGGGUUUUCAGAUCGUCCUGGAGAUUGUGUUAUUUAUACUCUUGGUUCACCUAGUUUCUUGUUUCAGCCUGAUCCAUUCCACACAUUGUUCGGUGUCGCAGGUUUGUCCUUACUUGGACGAGAAGGUCUAUGCCCUGUUGAUGCUGUAUUCUGCAUGCCGAAAUACACACUCAAGGAAAAAUCGUUGUGCUAA
Messenger RNA from Strongylus vulgaris, 822 nucleotides. Lineage: Eukaryota; Metazoa; Nematoda; Chromadorea; Rhabditida; Strongylidae. The record is from the annotation of a GenBank genome assembly.